This is a messenger RNA of Porites evermanni, 21629 nucleotides long. NCBI's taxonomy places the organism in Eukaryota, Metazoa, Cnidaria, Anthozoa, Scleractinia, Poritidae. The record is from the annotation of a GenBank genome assembly.
AAUAAAUCGCUUUUCAGCUUGCUUCUUUACUUUUUCCUGCGAAGGUAAAGGAUAGAAAAAGUUCAGUUAAAAGGAGCACUUUAGAAGAAAAAUGCCCUUGCCAGCCAGAGUAGGGAGACCUCAUGAGGUAAGUAAACGUUUAUUAACCCUUUUUAUCUCCACCGUUGGUUCUUACGGCAAUAUAUAUUAUAAAAGAGGAUCAGUGACACGGCUGUUUUAUGGUCGGUACUGCUAAAACUUAAUUUGCUCUUUAUUUACCAUAGUAUUACAUUCAUUCAUUUGUACACACAUAACCUGUUACAUUACAACAAGGCAGGAGAUCCAGAAAGCUAAAUUAGGAAAAGGUUUAUGAGCAUAAACUAAGGAUAUAAACUACAGGUACUUAUGCAUCAGUCAAUUCCAGCUGCACCAGAACACCUCGUCCCCCAACACCCCCCCUCCCCCCCCCACCCUCAGGUGUGGCCCUGGGGUUGGCAAAGGCCUGACCUCCGGGCAGGGCAAAAUUAACUGAUGCCCCACCCCUGGGAUGACAAGCCAGUAAUGGCGGGCUGAACACAGCUGGCAUUGACUGAUGCAUUAAUGAUGAACAGAAUUUCACUAGAGAAUGACUGUUUUGAUGGUUUUAAGCAUAUCAAGACUCGUCUUUAUGAACUGUUUCAGGAAAUUUUUUCCUCUUGGUAAAGUGACAGUUUUAUUUUCUUAUGGAAUGUAUUGAAUGCCUAAUAUACAUGUAUAAAUAUAACCUGCAGAGCUGCCAAUUCUUGGCUUACAAUUAUGUUUCAAGGCUUCUUCUAUGUUGAGGGUCAAAACUAUAGAAUUUUUUCUUGAAGAAUUUAAAUGAACAUAGAGUUCAGUUCCCAGAGGAGAGAAAUUCUUUUGUUCUUGACCACCAACAUGGCCGCCGUGACGUCACUUGCAAACCAGCAAUGACAGUUGUUCAUCAGACAACAGUGAACUCACACAACAGGAUGGCAGAGGGAAGAAGAUGGCAAACCUUGUGUGAAAAGAGUGACAAUAAUUAUGUUAAAAAAAAAUGCCAAACUUCACCUUUCAUUAAGCAGAUCUUUUGGUAAAAAAAACAGAAGACAGUAACGCUAUAAAGUGAAAAUCAUGACAAAACACACAAGUGAUAGCCCUGUCACACACAAAUGUUUUGCUGUCCCCCCUUCUUUCUGCCAUCCUGUUGCAUAAGCUCACUGAUUUUUUCUGGUAAAAUCCUAGCUAUGCUCAAAUACGAUGACCAGACAAAUUAAAUGCAAUGAUUUUUAAAUUCUUUAAUUUGACUUUUUACCAUCAAAACCCUCCUUAUUUUCCUGAAACAUAUCUUUAAGGUUAUUUUUGUCACAGCUCAACCAGCUUCAAAUGGCAUUUUCUGGCAGAAUUUAAGGAUAAGUGAGAAAAUGUUAUCGCUCACAUGGUAUAGUGGUAUAAGAUUUAGAGUCUCUUGGCAAACAAGUGACCUUGGGUUCUAGUCUAAAUUGUGUCUUUGUUGUCUUUCUUUCCCUUAUUUUUUCCUUUGGCCCAUUUUCCCUUUAUUCCUACUGCUGUUUGACCCUUAACCAGAGCUUUAUUCUUAAGAUACUGCAAAAUUAAUUCAUAUAAUUUUUGUAGUCUGUAAUAGUACAUUGCGUUAUUAAAUUUUCUCGUCAUAGAAUCCAGCUGUAGAACCCAUGCAAGUUGAUGUAUCUCCAGAGAGUGACAACACUCCUCAUGAAGAUAAUUUUAUAAUUGAGUCUGCAACUUUGGUGAGUACCUGUGUUGGGACUACAUGGUGUGUAGUACAGUACAACUGAGAAAGUACGUACAUGAGCAGUCGGUAUAAAACACGGACUGCAGACUGCGGACUACGGACUGUGGACUGGGUAUAGAAUACGGAUUAGGUAUAAAAUGCAGACUGGAAAAUACGGACUGGGUAUAAAACACAGACUAGGUAGAGAACGCGGACUGCGGACUGCAGAAUGGGUAUAAAAUACGGACUACGGACUACUUUGGUAAAAACGGUGCUAAUUGAUUCUAGGUAAGGAAAAUAAGAUCAAAAGAUCGCUAAACAGCAAGGCACUUGAGUUAAAGUUGUAAAUACUCCUAUAAAUUCUUGGUGGAGGUGUGCUGCCCAGUUCUCUGAAUCAUGAGCCUGACCAAAAUGCUAUUUUCUUCACCCAUAUUUAGACCUGGUCUCAGUCUCUAACAAUCAUGAAAGGGGUCAGGACGCGGGGGUACUCCCUUAGAUAAGCCAUAUAGGUAUGUACUGCCAAAAGGGUGGGGUUUUUGGGCCUUUUUGGUCAAAAAACCCUUUGCCCGUUUUGGUCUGGAAUUGGGUAUGGUUUUCGAGGGAAUUACGGGAGCGUACACGAAUGGACGUAUUUAUCGUUUCAAUUCCAAACAAAUGAGAACGAAAUAGAAAUAUGCGAAUUCAAAAUGCAUCUGGAGAAUUUUUUUUGUUUACGCUCUAACUUGGCAGUGAUGACAUAAUUUCUGCCUAAUUAGACCUAACCCAUUCCAGGCUCCCAGAUAGCUGGGUCUGCUGCAAUGAGAAAGCGCGAACACAAAAAUAAAACGGGAGAAAACUGGGGGGUCUCCCCAACUAUCUGAGAACCUGAACAGGCUAGCCUCCCACAUAGACAUUAUUAGAGGUUUGUCACGCGUUCCUGGCAGGAACGCGUGACAAAACCCUAGGAACGUCGGCGUGGGAGGCUAGGAACAGGUUAAAAUUAGGACAGGUCCGACAAUGGGUAUGGAUUUUAGAGAUCUUGUCUGAAAACGGGUGUGGAAAAUGACAUUUUUUGGUCUGAAAUAAGGUCAGCAUUCGGAAUUCCCAGUAGUACCCCCCUCCGGGGGGUCAGGAACAGGGUGUAAAUCAUGUCAUCAUAAUCAUCACUUAGAAUAUAACGUUGGAUGAUUCAUUUUGGUUAUUAUUCACGUAUGUGAUUAAUCCCUCCCCACUAAAUACUGCUUUUGUACAUCGUGGAAUGCCCCUACAUUGACCUUCUUGUUUGAGUUCUUCAUUCAGUUUCAUAUUCCCAAGGCUUUAUUUGAAACGGAAUUGUAGCAUCUAUAAGAAUUUACUGAUCUGACUAACACCAAUACUAUUUUUUUUUAUUUGGUGCUUCUUAUUGGUUUAAAACUGUAAAUUGAAAUCUCUUCUGACUCCUUUUUGUAAAAUUCAGAGUGUAAUUUCAGUUGCCUUGAGUACCGGCAUAUUUCCUCGUCCGUGCCGAGAGAAUAGACUACGUGAACGGCUAAAAGAUGUUAAAGCUGGGACUACUGGUUUUGCCAGUCCGCUUUCCAUUUCGCUCAGUUUUACCUUUCUAAAGCUGUUUUUAUAUACAUAGUUACUGUAAUGCAAGACAAGUUCAAUGCUUUUGCAGUCACCCUCUGGUGACCUAAAAUAUUAAAAUACUGUAUUUAUUUGAUUAACCGCCCUGGGCGCUUAUUAAAUUUUUGGACCUUGAGAGUGAGCGCUAAUUCGAGGUGGGCGCUUAUUCGAGGCUGGGCGCUUAUUAAAUUUUCAACAUUUUCAGCAAGUGUAGCAUGUUUAUUUUGCAACAAAAUAAUAAAUAGUAAAAACAAAACGCAAAGAUUUAACAAAGCAAGGUUUCUGUAAAAUACUUUGAAGAAAACUCCAUCUUCUGGGAAGUCUCUUAUUAGUACUUAUUCAAUUUUUGGAGGGUGUGAGGGGAAAGAAGGUGGGGUAGGGGUGGGCGCUUAUUCGAGGCUGGGCGCUUAUUAACUUUUUCUGCCUUUAGGAUGGGCGCUUAUUCGAGGUGGGCGCUAAUUCGAGGUUGGGCGCUUAUUCGAAUAAAUAACCCUUUGCUUGUUUGGUCUGGAAUCGGGUAUGGUUUUCGAGGGAAUUACGGGAGCGUACACGAAUGGACGUAUUUAUCGUUUCAAUUCCAAACGAAUGAGAACGAAAUAGAAAUAUGCGAAUUCGAAAUGCAUCUGGAGAAUUUUUUUUGUUUACGCUCUAACUUGGCAGUGUUGACAUAAUUUCUGCCUAAUUAGACCUAACCCGUUCCAAGCUCCCAGAUAGCUGGGUCUGCUGCAAUGAAAAAGCGCGAACACGAAAAUAAAACGGGAGAAAACUGGGGGGUCUCCCCAACUAUCUGAGAGCCUGAACAGGCUAGCCUCCCACAUAGACAUUCCUAGAGGUUUGUCACGCGUUCCUGGCAGGAACGCGUGACAAAACCCUAGGAACGUCGGCAUAGGAGGCUAGGAACAGGCUAAAUUAGGACAGGUUCGACAAUGGGUAUGGAUUUUAGAGAUCUUGUCUGAAAACGGGUGUGAAAAAUGACAUUUUUUUGGAUUGAAAUAAGGUCAGCAUUUGGAAUUCCCAGUAGUACCCCCCUCCGGGGGUCAGGAGCAGGGUGUAAAUCAUGUCAUCAUAAUCAUCGCUUAGAAUAUAACAUUGGAUGAUUCAUUUUGGUUAUUAUUCACGUAUGUGAGUAAUCCCUCCCCGCUAAAUACUGCUUUUGUACAUCGUGGAAUGCCCCUACAUUGACCUUCUCGUUUGAGUUCUUCAUUCAGUCCUCAUAUUCCCAAGGCUUUAUUUGAAACGGAAUUGUAGCAUCUAUAAGAAUUUACUGAUCUGACUAACACCAAUACUAUUUUUUUUAUUUGGUGCUUCUUAUUGGUUUAAAACUGUAAAUUGAAAUCUCUUCUGACUCCUUUUUUAUAAAAUUCAGAGUGUAAUUUCAGUUGCCUUGAGUACCGGCAUAACUUCCUAGUCCGUGCCGGGAGAAUAGACUACGUGAACAGCUAAAAGAUGUUAAAGCUGGGACUACUGGUUUUGCCAGUCUGCUUUCCAUUUCUCUCAGUUUUACCUUUCUAAAGCUGUUUUUAUAUACAUAGUCCGGAGUCCACAUUUUAUACCUAGUCCGUGUUUUAUACCUAGUAUGAGUCCAUGGUCCACAGUCUGCAGUCUGUGUUUUAUACUGACCGCAUAUAUGAGUGCUAGUGCAGCUAAAGACAGUAAUCGGUCUAAGAUGGGCACUGUUCAAGUUGUUGAGCUGAGACUGGGGAAAUGUUCGUUGUUGUUGUUGUUAAAAACACUGCCACCCCAAGACUUUUGUCCCUGAUUGUUGGUGUGUCCAAUCUAGGGAAAGGAAAAGUUAUUAUUUCGUUCUUUAAGUUACUGUAAUGCAAGACAAGUUCAAUGCUUUUCGCAGUCACCCUCUGGUGACCUAAAAUAUUAAAAUACCGUAUUUAUUCGAUUAACCGCCCUAUGCGCUUAUUAAAUUUUUGAACCUUGAGAGUGGGCGCUAAUUCGAGGUGGGUGCUUAUUCGAGGCUGGGUGCUUAUUAAAUUUUCAACAUUUUCAGCAAGUGUAGCAUGUUUAUUUUGCAACAAAACAAUAAAUAGUAAAAACAAAAUGCAAAGAUUUAACAAAGCAAGGUCUCUGUAAAAUACUUUGAAGAAAACUCCAUCUUCUUGGAAGUCUCUUAUUAGUACUUAUUCAAUUUUUGGAGGGUGUGAGGGGAAAGGAGGUGGGGUGAGGGUGGGCACUUAUUUGAGGCUGGGCGCUUAUUAACUUUUUCUGCCUUUAGGAUGGGCGCUAAUUUGAGGUUGGGCGCUUAUUCGAAUAAAUAUGGUAAUGCUCACCAACUGUAUGUAUAACUAUAACAUCAUCUGAUUGUUGGCCAAGUUCUAACUUGUCUUUGAACAAAGUGACUGCCAAGGAAAGCUGUCACAAUUCAAGAGGAUUACAUGUACAGUACUCAAGGUUUUAAUACUGAGAUAACCAGGGUGAAGCUUAGAUAUAUCUUUUGCAAAUAUUAAUCUUAUGUUAACUUCAGUAGCCUGCAUAGCAGGCGUUUCUAAUCCAGUUAUUGCACGUAAGUAAGAGCAGGAGCAAAAAAAAUGGAAGGGGAGGGGAGAAGAGGAAACGCUUGCCCGCAAACCCCAUGAUUCUGGAAAAUGCCCCUUGAUAUUUCACAGUUCAGUUCAUUUGUAAAUUGACAGCUCAUCAAGAUAGACGCCAGUAUAACGAAUAGUCUGAGCAGAUUACCAGAUUUGUAAAAUUUACUUUGUUCUCUAAUAAAUCACGCUCUGCGCAAUUGCAAAAAUUUCAAUAAAGAAGCUUUACGAUAAAAGAAGGUUGAAACUCUGAGCGAUUGCUGUUGAAUUUCUUGUUGUUUUUUUAUUGUCAAGUUAAAUUUGGAACUUUGUGUGACUUAUGUCAUCUGAGACCUUGUCAAAAAAUCGCAAAGAAAUGAUUUGUCCAGAACAAUUCACUCUGCCAGCUAUGAGUUUUGCAGAGCAGCUGCAAGCCGACCUCUCGACCGGGCCUGGGGUUUGUGGUAAAUCAUUUCCUUCUCUCCCCUACUCCUCCCCUGUCAUUCCUCUUUUUUGCUCUUGUCCCAACUUUCUCGAUGAACUCGCACAAAAUGCUUGCUAUGCAGGCUAUAACUACAGAAGACUAUAAACACAAAUUAAACUGCAAGAAUGGAUUAGAAAAUGACACUGGCACAUAAUAUUUUCCAACUUGCCAUGGCAGACAAAAUGGUCACAGUUUUUGUCGCUGGAUCAUUUUUAAAAAUUUAAAUUGUUGUCUUUCUUGAAUUUUAAUGUUUGAUCAAUUUUAUUUAGGGUAAAACAGAACUUAUAGCUACAUGUUUGCACUUCAACUUUUGUUAUUCCAGGAUCUUGAUGUUUAUGCUUCUAAUUACACUGGCCUCACAAAGCUUAGCAGAUUACUCUUUGUUGCCAAGCAUUGUCCUGCCCUUGAAGUUGAUGCCCUGAGGUAAAACAAUAGCUAAUUUAUUAUAAUUCCUUUAAAUUAAUAUAUUUUUUAUAUACAAUGUAAUAACACUAAAUGUAAAUAAACCAAUAAUAAUUUACAGUUAUUUGUAAUUUGUUAUGCAUGACUUGAUCUUAUCAACCCCACCAGGCCUGUAAUCCUUUCUUUAAACUUUCACAAAUAGUGGGUUACAGUGGUGACUGAAUUGAUUCAAUUUGUUUUGAUCCAGGUUUCAUUGGCCUUGUUCUCAAAAAUACAGGUGUUGGAGGAUGUUGGUACACUGUACUCAGUUGACACUAUUAACCAAUACAUCAGGCAAAACUAUCCAGACUAGAACCCAUAUUCUGUAUCUUGACUAGUAUUAAAGCUGAGAGCGUUGUUUUAUUAGCACUCAGUGCCCCCCUGCAGGUACCUUACCUUUGCUCUUUGGCUAUUAGGAAAUGUUAUUUUUUUCAUAGAAAUCACAAGUUGGGCACCCUUGAUCUCACAGACUCAUAGCACUGGGCUGAUCCCUUCAGUUUCUCUCAGAGCACAGCCCUGAACCUUUUUUCUCAAUGGUUUUGGUAGAAAUUUGAUUAUAAAUAAAAUGAAAGAAGAUCUUUUUAUGUAUAUUUUGCUUUGGCAAAAGGAAGUACUGUAGAGUUGUUGAUUGUAAUAACAUGAAUUAACUUUCAGGAUAGCCUUGAAUUACGUCAAACAAACAUUCAAUGUGCAGUUAUACCAGGAGAUCAUCACAAGAAUGACUGAAGCCUGGUUAGUAUGACAGGCUACUUUGAAUUCACUUACUUCUAUGUAGAAUUAAAAUGUUAACGUUAUCUCCUGAAAUUAUUCUUGUAAACAUGUACAUACAGUAUGUGACAAAAUUAUGUUGUUGUUUUAUACUCAAGCUGAACAGUGAAAAUCUUUAGAUUUCUUUUUACCUGGAAAGUGGACUUAGUUUUAAAGAAAGAGUGCUAAAGGAACUGAAGUACAUAGAAUUAUAAUCAUUAUUAUUAUCAUAAUGUUAAAAUGUUUCUUGUCUUCAGCUCUCGCAGUGAACUUGAUCCUCCUCCCAUGGACACAACAUGGAUGGAGACUACAAGCAAGAAAGCUGCAUUAAAGGUACUAAACUAAUGCAAGCCUGGCAAGGCUGUCUUCCAGUUCAGUCUUCCUCAUCACCCUCUUUUUCAUUAUUUAUACAACCCGUAAAUAUGACAAAAACAAAUAAAUAAAUCAAACCAAGAUGAGCACCUGUCUGUACUUAAAUUACAUGUAGCUGUUGUGAGAAAAAUUCAUAUUCCCUUAGCUUGCUGGCUUAUUAUACGGUACAUAAAUAAUCGGUUACUGACAAUCUUCAUCUCAAUAUGCUGAUUAAAAUAAAACCAGAGGGACAUCUGCAUGGUGUAUGCCACCUUUAUCAGGGCUAGUUUGUUCAAAGCUAGGUUAAGAUAACUCAGGGUUAGUGCAAAAUUUGAAUUCAGAUACGAAAGCUUAAAAAGGACAUCAGUUUGAUUCUUUUUGCAUAAGUAUAAUUUGUUAAUUGAAUGCCCUAAAAUAAAUGAGAAAAUUAUCCUGGGAAAUGCUUUUGAAACCGGAAUUAAAAUUUAACCCCGGGUUAGCGCUAAUCGGCCUUCGAACAACUGGGUUCAGAUCUGUAAUUUCCAUUUUUUUAAGUUGUUGUUGUUGUUGUUUUUAAAUCACCAUUCUACCACUUGUAUACUGUAAUAAUGUAAAGUGUACACUUUGUGUCUUUUAGUACAAGACAAUAAUAUUGAAAUUGAUGCCUUGUUAGUGUGAGAGCAAACUCUUUGCUGUACAAAGAAGAGUAUUGCAACACGUAAACUUAAAUUUUUCAUUUUUAAAAUACUUUUUCUGUACUUUAUAGCUCGAGAAGCUGGAUACAGAUUUGAAAAACUAUAAGAGCAACUCCAUCAAGGAAAGCAUCAGGUAAUUGUAAAAUAUAAAUACAUUUUAUCAAGAAAUUACUAAUACAGUGUACAUGUGUUUUCUUGAUUUCAGGUAAAAGGUGAUUUAAACUAGCCCUACCUUAAUUUUCUUUUGUCUCAUAAUUUGUAACAAAUGUUUCCUAAAACGCACAGUAAUUGCAUAAGUCAUUGCAGUCAUUUUAUUAUCACAAGUUCUAUCGCUUCAUUAUUUUGUUAUUUUAUCCUAAUUCAAGGAACAUUUUGUUUGCAUAAUUACCAUUUGUUAAAUUUCUUCUGCUUGUAGACGUGGGCAUGAUGAUCUUGGGGACCACUUCUUUGAAUGUGGAGACUUAAAGUUAGUACCAUGGUUACAAAAAACAAAGAAAACAUAAUUAUAGUUAUCGAAAUGAUAAUUUUUAACAUGAAUAUGUAGAGGUAUUUUUUGUUUCUUUUUGCUAUUCUAGAGUCAUCUGACUCUAGAAUGAUCUCCAAACUUAAUAAAUUUAACUUCCCAAAUAAUAUUUGGAGGUCAAAGUUUUCCUUAAUACCUGACUAUAAAAACUUAGCAUAUUAACAUGCAAGUAAGUUACUUUACUUAACCACAGUAUCACAUUCAGCUGCAAGGCUGGUUUCCAAGGGAGCCCUGGUGAAAAAAGAUGUGUACAAUUUAAAUAGUUGAAAGGAGAAAAUUCUUUGGGUAAAAUAAAAAAGAAUCUCAAGAAACCUGAAUCAGUAUUUGCUGGAUGAAAAUUACAAUAUUAUUAUAUAAUGAAAGUCUAGUUACAGAGUAAGUCAAUAAACAAAGUGUGUGUUUAAUAAACAAUAGGAAAUAAAUGCUAUAAGGUUUCAUAUUUUGAAACUGUCUUUGUUUUGUUGUUCACUAUAAACAGCAAUGCAUUAAAGUGUUACUCCAGAGCAAGAGACUACUGUAUGAGUGCAAAACAAGUUGUUAAUAUGUGUGUUAAUGUAAUCAAGGUAAGCAUAAUUUCUUACUAACAUGUUAUACAGAAAGUUUAUCUAUUUUAUUUUUCCAUAGGAGUUUGAGUGGUAGACCUAAUGUAUUAGUGUUCAGUUAAAAGUGCAGAUUACUUAAGUUCAAGGAAAGUAAUUUGCCAGCAUUGCUUCUCUAUCUGGCAGCAAUGCUGGGUCAUUACAGUCAGCACCAUGUCAGUGGACUGGUGCCCAGGGUUCCCAGGCCCUCUCUUCUUUCCAUUCCCUGCAGUGGUAGAAGAAUGUAGAAUUAUUAUCUUUGGUUUGUACUUGGCAGGUCAGCAUUCAUCUGGGCAACUGGUCACAUGUGUUAAAUUAUGUCAACAAGGCUGAAAAUACUUCUGAAUUGGCUGAGGUAAGUACAUUGUAUCAGCUGGUUAUAGCUGAUUCAACAGGCAGGCAGCUUGUUCCAAAGCAAAUGGAGGCAUCUACCACUGCAGUAGGUAAUAAUAAGUUGGUGGAAGUAGGAUGACAACGGUCUGUUCUGCCAUUUCAAUGUAUUUAAUGCAUAUUUUUCUAUCUACUUGUGUAAUACAUGCUGUAAGCUAUAAUUAUGAUUUAAGUUAUAAUAAUGAUAAUUAUUUAUUCAGUUUAUCCUCAGCAACUUUUUUCUGAUUUUUUCGUAUUUACAUCGUUUUAUUUAUUUAUUUAAUAUUAAUUUUGUGCUUGUUUAUGUCACAUUUUUUGACAAAGUUAUAUCUAGUUUGUUGUGUCAUACAUUAUUCACAGCAAAAAGACAGACGUCCAAACUUGGUGACCCUCACAAGGCUGAAAUGUGCAGCAGGUAUCACAUAACGUAGAAAUCAUCUAUUAAUAUUUACUUUGUUUAGUCCGAACACGCUUGUAUCUGUUUAGAUGCCCAGUGCCAUUUUCAUGUUGAAAGUGCAAAUGUAAGCUAAGUAUGGCAUUCAUAUUGUGUUCUUGGGACAAGGAAAGGUUCGGUGUACUGAUUAUUUUUCUACUCUAAAAGGCUAACAGUGGUCCUCACAUUUUUUCUCACUUAUGGAGCUUGUGAACGCAGAGGAGUCACGACCGGAAAUACAGAUACGUCUGCGUUCACUGGCUACGAGUAUAGUUUGGCCAGCAUCAAGUACAAACAAGCAUGAAAAUUUUAGCCCGCAAGGAAAAUGACAUGCGCAGGUGGCGAUUUUCACCCGCGCGCAUUUGAGUAUUCAUUCUUGUUCCCAGAGCUUCGAUCCUUUUGGUCAGCGGCGGGGAUCGAAGCUCUGGGAACGAGAAUGUUGAGUAUUUUGCUCGCUCCAGAUUCCUUGAGGAAAAUUAAGGACUACUCGUAAUAUAGACCCCGCCCAAAACACAGUUAGGAGAGAGGCUCAAAGACAGGAUUCAAAAAUAGUUUGAGACCAACUGCAUCAGUGACCUUUUAGCUCCACCAUGUAUUGUUAUCUCGAUUCACCAAGAUAGAUACUUAGAAAAAUAAAUAAAUAAAUAAAUAAACUUUAAAUCUUCCAAACCAACAUACGACUUUCCUUUUCUAUAUUUUGAUAUUGCUAUAAAGCACAAUCAUUUGUAUCCGUAGGUCUGGCUGAACUUGCUACCAGAAAAUACAAAUCAGCUGCCAAGAAUUUCUUGCAGGCAUCCUUUGACAACUGUGAAUGCCCUGAGGUCAGUGAAAUACGCUAUAUCAUGAGAACAUACAUUUGCUGCCAAUCUUUAUAUUUUAUUUACUGAACAAUGAAUGUACAGUACCGCGAAAGUAAGUUUCCUGGAAACUUACUUUUGCGGUAUUGUACAUUGGAGUCCACCCACUCGCGAGACGCGAAUCGCGUCGCACGCUGCGCGAUUCUCGUCUCGCGGGAAACUAGACGCGACUGAUAACUUACUUUUGAGNAGUCAUGCCCUAGGGGACGCUUUAAAAUACAGAAUUUCCUGACAUGGAUGAGGGAAUUUUCCGUAAACAGCAUGUGAUCAUGCCGGCUAGGACGUAUUGCCGCCGUAUUGCCCCUUUUUACAGCUAGCUAGGCUCAUUUUUAGGCUCCAUGGCCUGAAAUGACGAAAAAUUCAUGCCCUUAAUGGAAAAAGUCUAAAAAAGUCCUCGAAAUUUUAGUUUCCAAGCCGUUAAUGGCCUCCCUCCUAAGAGGUGCUAAAAGUCCGGACAGUCAGUACUUUCCCGCGCUUCUUGCUCCACUUCAGUUCCCUGAGAAAAGAUUUGGGACAUCUAUAUCUUUUCGUUGCUGUCUAAACAGCUAUAGUUCUAAUUUUUCCGUAAUAUUGUUGAUAAAUACCUAGCCUGCGAAUAUCCAGCCCGUCGUUACGAGACCUAUUUUAUUUGCCAACGCCGGACUCUGGUGGUUUCGCGAAACAUGAUCUUGUAAAUUUUGGUCUUAAAGAGUAAUCCAAUGAUGUCUAAUGUAUUUUACAUUUAGAUUGGUGAAAUUAUAAUAACUUUUUUUGUUACGUGAUGUAUAGGUUAGAAACAGAUAAACUUUCUUUCCGGCUUUUUUAAAUGGUAUAUAUAAAUUCAUCGCUGACUUUUCUAGGUUUUUCUAGCUGUAUAGUGAGUGGUACUGGCAUGUUUAACCUUCAUUCAACAGAUUAUUUCGCCAAAUAACGUCGCUGUUUAUGGAGGACUUUGUGCCCUUGCUUCGUUCGACAGACAAGAGCUUCAAAAGAAAGUCUUAUCCAGCAGGUAAAAUGUAGUACUGGCUGAGCUAUGUUUUGUUCAAACAUCAGUUACAAUUCUAGUAAGAAGGACAUACAGUAUCACAUACUAUAAGGUCGAGGAUCAGCGAAAAGGCUGGAAUUGUAAUUGUGUUACGAAUCACUUUUUUUAAUGACAAAGAUGAACGACACUCCAGUCUCUGUUUUUCCUUGUCUUUCAAUUUUCGGGUUACAACCUAUAGUGUUUUUUUGCGGGGAGUGAGGAAGCACAGAAGAUGCCAUGAUAUAUUUGCGGCGUUCAGCAUAUUGCAAAUUUGCUUUUUUUCAGAACUGAAGGUUUGUGUGUUUGUUCCCAAGUAAAGAACUAAAGACAGUAGUUUUGUUGGUGUAUUUUUAGUUCCUUUAAGCUGUUCUUGGAGCUAGAGCCACAGUUAAGAGAUGUGUUGUACAAGUUUCAUGAGUCACAGUAUGCAGCUUGUCUAAAACUACUGGAUGAAAUGAAGGUACGUCUGCAUUAACUUGAAGCCUUCUUGUCCAAAUUAUUUUGAUCUGAAACAAUCUUGUUCAUAAAUUGCGAGAGGCCAGCGAAAUGAUCACUUAAGAUGAAUUUACCGUUUUUCAGGUGAUUUAUGCAAUAUAAAUCAUAGAUAAAUGCUGGUUUUGACUAGCGACUGAGUUGGAGUCUUAUUAGAAGCGCGGAGAGUCAUGAUCUAGUGCAAAUUGUCGAAGUUGCAAGCAAAAGUGGAAGAACUAAACCAAUCACAAAGCAUGGGAACGAGCAUUUUGAUUGGUUUAGUUAUUUUUCUUCUACCUGGGACUCCGACAAUCUAGUUUUUACUGGAUCAUAAGCAACAAAUUAAGCGGAGUUGUGGUACAAUAGUGCAUGGUAUCGGUGAACACAUUCUUUUGAUUAAUGUCACAAAUGAUAGGGCCAUUUAUACCAGGAAAAAUAAGACGCGAACUGUACCAUUUAUACGAGCAUGUCUUAUCUAAGACGGGAACAGCUCGUAUAAAUGGUUUGCGUCUUAUUUCUGUUCUUGACUUGUUUUCACGUGAAUCGGCAAUCCAACGUGGCGCGCCAAAAAUUAACGCAUGCAUACUAUGCGUUCGCGUCUUAUGUAACACGCAAAGGUCAUUUAUACGAAAUUUUUCUCGUCUUAGCUAAGACGCGUCUUAUCUAAGAACAGGUGUUAAGGGCUGUUCUAAAAAAAGACGCGUCUUAGCUAAGCCGCGUCUUAUUUUAGACGAAAUGUCCCGUUUAUACGGAAAGUUCAAGUCUUAAAAGACGCGUCCUAUGUCAGACGCGUGUUGUUUUUCCUCGUAUAAAUGGCCCUAAUGUGAGAAAACCAGCUGGGAGAAUUGUACAGAGUAAGUAGUAGUGAACAGUCAUGUGUUCGAAUUCUUCAGUCACGAUAUUCACGCGAUGUGAUUAUCUGAAGUAGUACCAUCUGUGAAACGAGAAAAAACGGAGUGUAAAUUUUGAACAUAAGGAAAAUAUUCGCCUUAGUCGUGAAGUAUUUUUGUGAUUCUCUCCAGUUGUUCUCGUUUUGCCGUGUUCUUAUAGCCCGUGGUGCACUGUGCAGCAGGCGUUUUUAUAAAGGUUAUGGUGUAAGUGGCACGAGCGAUCUCCUACUCUCCCCGGUCUCUCUCGACUUUCAAAAUCAUAGCAACUUCAGGGACUACAGGGCGAAGCCUAGCCUCCCACACAGACGUUUUUAGGGGAGCUCGUUUUUCAUCCCUCCCCUCCUCUUGCGGGGAGGGAUGAAAGACGAGCUCCCCUAAAAAUGCCUUGCCGAGCGCUUGCUUGCCCGAAUACACCUUGUGCUAGUCUUUGAAAAGAUCAGGACAGAUGUCAAAAUCGUGAUUUUUAUUAUCCCGAUCGUAUAUUGGUCGGGACUCGGUAUUUCCUAACAAAUACCGGGAGAAUCCCGACAAGAUCAGGAUGGUUGGACACCUCUUUUUGUCGAGUAGUAACCUGAAUGUUUGUUAAUAUUUUUUCUUACUUCGCAGGACAACUUCAUGUUGGACAUGUAUCUUGCGCCACAUAUCAACACGUUAUACAGUCAAAUCAGAAACAGAGCUUUGGUGCAGGUACCCUAGCAUUUUGAUGUUUCGUUUGCUCAGUGCUUCUUGGCUCCAUUUUUGUCAGCAGUUUUGAACCUUACCUUGCAGGGCACUUUGCAAGAAACCCUGAUACGGAGACAGAAUUUCUUCGCCUCUCAUUUUGACUUGUUCACAUUUUGAGAACGUUCUCUGAAAAUUGUUAUACGAAACCCGAAAAAUUACGAAUCGUUUAAUCAGUUUCCUUGAAGGCAACAGUCGGUUUGCCGAAAGCCCGGAUCCUGUUAAAAGAAAGUCACGAUAUGUUUGCUUGGCGGAGGCUUUAAUCAUUUUAAAGGGCUGAAAAUCUUGCAGUGAUUGAUUUCAAAGCCAACAGUAUUACGGUAUGUGUUUGUACAGGGACACCCAACGCCUGUUUUCUGUAAAAUAUCUUGUUCGGAGAAGCAAAUAUUGCCUAGAAUUUUCCAAUACUUAAGGACAGUUAAAACUUUCUAGAUGACCGUUCCGUUCAUGUAUCGUUUUCGAAGCUUAUCUAAUAAAUUCCCUACGAUUUUCUGAAGUUUAAUUUUCACAUUUUUUUUCCCCAAGUUAGGAUAUUUUUCGUAGAAAAAAGGAAAAAAAAAAAUUCCCAAGCUAGGCUAAAAAGUUCUUAUAAAAAUGGUGCUAGCUGGAAAAUUAGGCUACUCGGGCUCUUAAACAGGUUUUUAUUUUUAAAAAUAAAUAAGGUGAUUGUCAUUGGUGGGUGUGGCCUAUUUCGGGCCUAUUAGUAUUUUUGGUAUUGCAUGCACAAUGUUGUAAAAAUCCCUUUAAUCCAAGCCAUUUAUGAAGUUUAUACAAAGCUAUGUAGGUUAAACAGAACAAAAACAACAUCAGAACAUGAUACUGUGUUGCUGCUGGGCCAAACAUGGUACUGGAUUUCUCAAAAUAAGAACCUGUUUCAAAAUUGUUGGCUAAAACAGGUUCUUAUUUAAUAGAGUUCUACAUGGAAAAUCUUAGCCUUACAGGUUCUUAAAAUCUAGGUUUUUACUGUACUCUGGAUAGCCUAAAAAGUGUUUUCAAGAUGUAUUUAGGAUGAAACCGUCGAUAGGUGCCCCUGUUUAUAGUAUUUAUUCCUUUUUAGUACUUCAGUCCUUAUGUGUCAGCGGACAUGGAGAAGAUGGCGCAUGCGUUCAACACAACAGUGUCAAACUUGGAAGACGAACUGUCACACUUGAUACUUGAGGGUCAAAUACAGGCCAGAAUUGACUCGCAUAACAAGGUAUAAUCGUGUUAUUAAUUGUUCUGUCAGAAACCCAGAUUUUGUCUUUACCAUUUUUAUUUUAUUAUUUAUUGCUGGCGAGACUUAUGCGAGCCAGCGCACCGUUCUCUACAGAGGGAAAAAAAGCGGCAUUUACUUCGUGUACCGGACAUAAAUGACGUAAAACAAAAGACAGGGCUUCCGGAAUUAUGCGCGGAUGCGAAAUUGCAUAAUUCGGCUCUGAGUGCAUAAUUCGCAUUAUUCCGAAAAAAACGCAUAAUGGCGCAUAAUUCUCGAAAAUUUUGAAAAAUCUGUUAGUAAGCUAUGUUUUUUCAUACCUUGAGAAGUGCGUGGAAAUUUUUUUCCCGUAAAUAUAGUACAUUUUCACAGCAAAUAGCCACCGCUUCAUUGCAAAAAGCGUUCACAAAUAUGGCAAAUCAUUCCAGGCGUUCUAUGCUGCUGGCCGUUGGGGCCUGUGCUCUAGUUUUUUAUAUAACACGCGCCAUGAUUGGAAGAAAUAUAACCAAUCACAGCUUGGAAAAGAAAAAAAGCGCCCUUCUUCGAUUUAUUUGGCAGCAAAACAACUUCCUUCCCGUGUUUUCGCUUUGAAAAUGGAUAAGUUUGUAUUAAAAGUAAAACCAAAGAAAAAGCCAUGUAGCAUUACACCACAACAGCGGGCUGAGCAAUAUCCCGGGAAGUUCCAUGCAGAUAACAAUUUCCUAUUUUGUUCAACUUGUGAUGUUGUUGUGGAUCACCACCGAAAGUCAGUUCUUGACAAGCACCUUUCAGCUGUUUCACACAUCAAGCGAAUGGAUGAAUCCUCUUCGAAGCGAGCGAAACAACAGACAUUGAAGACGUCAUUCAAGUGCAAAACUCCAGCUCACGAAGAGAAAGUGGAAGUCUGCCAUGAGUGGAAGGAACGAGAAAUACGUUUGGUGUAAUAAAUCGAUGUUGCUCAUCAUAUUUGUACUGAUAUGUUUUAUUUCAAUUAUAAACAUGUGACUUUAUCUCACUCACCCUGAAAAAUCAUGGCAGCAUCAGUCAGUAAGUUUUUUUUUUGUUGACUUACUUACUUUAUUGACUUACUAACUUACUUUGACUUACUUGAUUUGCAAGCUUAAUAACUUGAAAUUAAAAAUUUUCGCUUAAAAAUAUUGCGCAAUUCGCAUAAUUCGCGCAUAACUCGGGACUUUUGGCGCAUAAUUCGCCAAAAAAUAGUGCAUAAUUUACUGGAAAAAAACGCAUAAUUCCGGAAGCCCUGAAAAGAACAAAAACCAUGAAACAAUACCAGGCAUAAUUUUCCCUGAACAGAAAACGAAGAGGUCUUUUGUUUUACGUCAUCUGUGUCCGGUACACGAAGUUCUGACGAAAAAGGCAAAAUUUGUCGGAUGUAAGAUCAGAGGCAUGCGCAGUUGAUUAGUUUUCUUAUUAUUCGGGGUAUUCACUCCUUUGCAGACGCACCUGGACGAGAGAUUUCGAUUUUUGUUUUCUAGAUGUCUUUAUUUGCUUGUGAAAGUAUUCAUCAAUGUCUCGAUCCAGAGCGUUUUAGUGAUGAAUCUCGAGGAAGACGAGAGAUUUAUAUGUGUUUGUGUGUUUGCUGGCUGCUAGAGGUGCGAAGAUGUCGAUCAAAUCCUCAUUCAUGGAGAUUGUUUUCUCUCUGGGCACUCAGCAGAAAUGAUGUGCCAGGCAAAACCUUUCUCUGUUCCGGCGGAGGAAACAGUCGACUCUAGCUUGCUGGUCUCGGGAGAAAAGAGCAGAAAGCUGCAAGGCAAACCAGCUUUGCAUCUAAAGCGACUUCGGUACCAGUUGCAAUUCAUUGAAGUACUCUUCGCCCGUUGAGGCGUUAAAAUUCGAUUGUUGUGUUAAAAUUUCUGCCCGUUGAGGUAAACAAUUAAGCUGAUAAUUUGACCAUGGGUCACAUUUGUCAGUUGAGGCGAAAGAAAAGCUUGGACCUAUAUUGAUUCAAAGUGUGUAUCUCUCUUUGAAGCUAACCCCUGGCUAAGCAUUUAACUGUAAAAUUAUUUGACUGUCGCGUUGACGAGUGCCUGUACCGUCGAGUCGAAUUGUUUUUAAACCCUCAAGUCAAAAGAAACUUCUCGCACCUCCAUAGGCGAAUCGGCAAAAAUUGUUAACAUAGUAGAGCAGCCAAACACAUAAUAGUAUCUUGUCUUCCUCGGGAUCCAUCACUUAACCGUUGGUGACCUCGAUGAAAUUAUUUCCAUAGGCAAGUAAAGAAAUCUAAAAAUAUAAAGAAGCAAUUACUAAAAACUCAGGCCUCGUCUAUUAUCUGCUUGCGGUUUGGAAAUUUACUCGAUCUUUUAAAAAGGCUUACUCACCCUAGCUCCCAGGGGUAAUUUUCAUUUUCUUCACUUUAUUUAUUUUCAAACUGUUUACUCCGCAUUAUCUUCCAGCUCUGACGCCAGCACUUACUUUCAAAUUGAAACUCCUAGCUUAAUAUCGCAACCACCCUUCCCUUUCAACUUCUACCUGUACGCCUAACAAACAUAUCGAACGCACUCUCCUUAGCUCCGAUUACUCCUAGUUUAUUUAUUUAUUUUCAUACAUCGUUAUUAUUCAUUCAUUGUAACAAACAUUUUUUCGGAAAUUUUUAAGAAAAUAGCUUUUAUAAGGAACUUGAUCGUAUCACAAAACUCCUUUGUUCAAUUUUUCUUGAGGAUUUACUCACGGAAGUACGAUAUGGACAGGAUUUCUGCCAAUUUCGUCAAAUUUUAAUGAGAAGGUUUUGUGUUAUCAUCGUUAGUUUACAUUGUCUAUUUUAAUAGACAAUGUAAAAGUGAACAAAACAACAGCUAUCAUAUUGCUUCNUGUCUUCCUCGGGAUCCAUCACUUAACCGUUGGUGACCUCGAUGAAAUUAUUUCCAUAGGCAAGUAAAGAAAUCUAAAAAUAUAAAGAAGCAAUUACUAAAAACUCAGGCCUCGUCUAUUAUCUGCUUGCGGUUUGGAAAUUUACUCGAUCUUUUAAAAAGGCUUACUCACCCUAGCUCCCAGGGGUAAUUUUCAUUUUCUUCACUUUAUUUAUUUUCAAACUGUUUACUCCGCAUUAUCUUCCAGCUCUGACGCCAGCACUUACUUUCAAAUUGAAACUCCUAGCUUAAUAUCGCAACCACCCUUCCCUUUCAACUUCUACCUGUACGCCUAACAAACAUAUCGAACGCACUCUCCUUAGCUCCGAUUACUCCUAGUUUAUUUAUUUAUUUUCAUACAUCGUUAUUAUUCAUUCAUUGUAACAAACAUUUUUUCGGAAAUUUUUAAGAAAAUAGCUUUUAUAAGGAACUUGAUCGUAUCACAAAACUCCUUUGUUCAAUUUUUCUUGAGGAUUUACUCACGGAAGUACGAUAUGGACAGGAUUUCUGCCAAUUUCGUCAAAUUUUAAUGAGAAGGUUUUGUGUUAUCAUCGUUAGUUUACAUUGUCUAUUUUAAUAGACAAUGUAAAAGUGAACAAAACAACAGCUAUCAUAUUGCUUCCAAAGUACGCAUGCUUAACAUCUGUGCGCACGCUGAGAUCACGUGCUCUGUUAGACUGCGAGCAGUCUCUCUUUUUCUUCAGAUUUAGUGGGAGCAAUGCACGCUCCCGUCUCGCGCCAUCAGUCACGCGCGUGGCCAUUUGCGUGUCUCGCGUUUUGCUCGACAGACCACAGAAAAAAAGAGAGACUGCUCGUAGUCUAGUGCUCUGUCGAAGGCGAUGUUCCUAUCGACAAGUUACAAAUGGCCUACUGCUACAGUCUACACUUUUUUUAAAAUACUAAUUCUUCUUGUUGACCUCCACAAUUGUAGGUGCUAUUUGCGCGAAACGUGGAUCAACGAAGUGUAACUUUUGAAAAAGCGUUGGAAAUGGGGAAGGAAUACCACAAGAGGACAAAGGUUAGUUCAUCUCGGCAGCUAAAGUGAAGUUCGCACAGGUGUGCCACAGUUGACACACACACACACACUAUACUUUAUUCCAUGCACAUCAUUUUGCUAUCUCCACCCGCAAAUAGCAAAAGCUAGACGAGGCGGGCGGAGAGGAAAGGUUACAGCAGUCAUAACAGAUAAUAUAAUAAUUGUAAAGUAACUAAACUAUCUGGGUAAAUAAGAAUUACUGAAAAACAAGCUAGAGUUACAAAAUAUAUAGUCUUACAGAAUGAUGUUACAAUCAAAUUUACUACUAACAGAACCUAUCGAUUAUUAGUACAUUGAGUCGAGGAUGCAGAAUUUGACUUUGAAGUUGAGAAAUAGUAUACUAGGAUCUGGAAGGUAUCACUUACUUGUUGGGNAAAAUACUAAUUCUUCUUGUUGACCUCCACAAUUGUAGGUGCUAUUUGCGCGAAACGUGGAUCAACGAAGUGUAACUUUUGAAAAAGCGUUGGAAAUGGGGAAGGAAUACCACAAGAGGACAAAGGUUAGUUCAUCUGGGCCGCUAAAGUGAAGUUCGCACAGGUGUGCCACAGUUGAGACACACAGACACACUAUACUUUAUUUCAUGCACAUCAUUUUGCUAUCUCCACCCGCAAAUAGCAAAAGCUAGACGAGGCGGGCGGAGAGGAAAGGUUACAGCAGUCAUAACAGAUAAUAUAAUAAUUGUAAAGUAACUAAACUAUCUGGGUAAAUAAGAAUUACUGAAAAACAAGCUAGAGUUACAAAAUAUAUAGUCUUACAGAAUGAUGUUACAAUCAAAUUUACUACUAACAGAACCUAUCGAUUAUUAGUACAUUGAGUCGAGGAUGCAGAAUUUGACUUUGAAGUUGAGAAAUAGUAUACUAGGAUCUGGAAGGUAUCACUUACUUGUUGGGAAAGUAACAACUGUUGAAACUAAUACACUUUUGAAUUGAAAUAUAUGAAAUGAAUCAUAUUUUGAACUGCGGAUAAAGGUAUUUCAACCGCAUAGUUAGGUUGUUCAUUCUACUACGACGAUCAUUUUCAUUUUCCUCAUUGUUGGCUUUUAUCUUGUUUUAGGCUUUAAUUCUCCGUGGAGCCAUCCUGCGUAACCAAAUCGUCGUCAAAGUAAGUUUUCUGUAACUACAACCUAGAAAUAAACAAAAAGAAAGAAAGAAAGCGACAACAACAACAGCCAGAGAUAAUAUCACAUUUUGUUCGGGAAGGGGAUUGAUGGGCGUGUUCCAGUAGAGGAGCUCGCUAGCCGUAAACCGGCCAUGUGAAGUUUAGUGGGGAAUUGUUAGAACAAUUGCUUAUGCUAGCGUGGAUCAGUCAUGCCCUCCUCAUAGUUCCUGUAAAAAAGAAGCGCCUAAUUGCAACGUAUAAGCAUACUGAGGGAAGAAAAUUAAUCUUUAAAUGACCAAAACAUGAAUCUGUAACUGUAAAAACCAGCAUUUAGGCCAUCCGCUUUGUCCGUACGCACUUAUUAUGGCCUGUCCUGCGGUUGCUAAAUAGAAAAGCGCCUUGCGGGUUCAAUUUUAUUUUUACUUGGUCUAAACUUCAAAGCAUUUGUUGAGGCACCUGUUUUUGUCAGGGAGUAAGUGAAAGUAGUUUUUACUUUUUUGAACACAGGAACGUCAACAAGCCUUUUUGUUUGUAUUCUUAGAGCCCUCCUCGAGAAUCCAGCUCUGGAGAUGUGUCUAUGCCGGCUGCGAGAUAAACAGCGUUCAGUACCAUGAAGAUCUUGUUAUCUUUAGAAUGCAAGAGUACAAAACCAGGUUUUCGCCAAAGAGUUAAGGUGAAAGAUGUAAAGGCGAUGAGAGUGUUGCGAGGACAGGAAGGUUUAGGGCUCGAAAAAAUGUCCCGUUCGGUCGUCCAGAGCAAGACGUAGAUUUUCUUGCUUUUUAAAGCUCACAUGCCCAGUAGGCAAGGGUUGCAGCAAUUCUUUUUAUAACUUAAGUAUUACCUAAGAAAUAUCAUCAAUAUCAAGAAAAAUUAGUAUCUCCAAAGGACGAGCUAGGUUUUUUUUCGAGUCCUGAGGUGUAAAAAACCAUAAUAAACUGUUUUUCAUCAGUGCUAGCUUGUAAAGCAUAGUACAAGAAAACAAAGAUGACGCUUGUUUAUAUUGAGGUAGUGGAUAAAACCGCUGUUGCGUUCUCUGUGGUUGUAGAAUUUGAACUGUCAUGAUUUACAAUAAACAUUUCUUUGAAAG